Molecule: messenger RNA, 2511 nt
Organism: Sarcophilus harrisii (Tasmanian devil)
Lineage: Eukaryota; Metazoa; Chordata; Mammalia; Dasyuromorphia; Dasyuridae
Gene: RASL12
Product: RAS like family 12
Exons: 5
Coding region: 186-1001 (271 amino acids)
Molecular function (GO): GTP binding; GTPase activity
Source: RefSeq, a predicted model, not a curated record
UGGCAGACUAAGGUUCGUUGCACCGAGGAACUCGGUGUUAAGGGCAUCCCCGCGUUGGCCGCUUGUCCCCCUCCCCCCCUUUCAGGUGAGCCUGCCGCCCGCCGUCCAUCAAUUCCUAGGGAACCCCUGUUAUUCUUCUCGAGGCGACAUUCCGCCCCAGGGGUCCUCGCCCAGCUAGACUUGUCAUGUCGUCCGUGUUUGGCAAGCCCCGGUCUGGGAACCUUGGUCCUGAGCGCCUGGCACACAGUUCGAUCCCAGAGGUUAACGUGGCCAUCCUGGGCUGCAGAGGAGCCGGGAAGUCUGCUUUGACCGUGAAGUUUCUGACCAAGAGGUUUAUCAGUGAAUAUGAUCCCAAUUUGGAAGAUACCUAUACCUCAGAGGAGACUGUGGAUCAACAACCAAUCCUGCUGAGAGUGAUGGACACAGCAGAUCAGGAUGUUCCCAAAAACUGCAAGCGCUACCUGAACUGGGCCCAAGCCUUCCUGGUUGUCUACAGCAUAGAUGACAGGCGAAACUUUGAGGGUUGCAGCCAAUACCUGGAGAUCAUCGCCCACCACACAAAGGACACCCAGCAUGACUGCCCUGUGCUGCUCCUGGGGAACAAGCUGGACAUGGCCCAGUACCGGCAGGUCCCCAAGUCAGAGGGCGCGGCUCUGGCCGGCAAGUUUGGGUGUCUGUUCUACGAGGUCUCCGCCUGCCUAGACUUCGAAGCCGUGCAGCAGGUGUUCCACGAAGCCAUCCGCGAGGUCCGCAGGGAGCAGGAGAGAAGCGCGCCGGCGCGGCCGCUCUUCAUUUCCGAGGAAAGGUCCAUUUUCCAUCAGGCCCCCCUCACGGCCAGGCACGGCUUGCCGAGCUGCACCUUCAACACCCUCUCAACUGUCAACUACAAGGAGAUGCCCGCUGUGGCCCAGGCCAAGCUCGUAACCGUCAAAUCCUCCCGGGCCCAGAGCAAGCGCAAGGCGCCCACCCUGACGCUGCUGAAAGGCUUCAAGAUCUUCUGAGGCCCUCGCCAUCUACCCCCCUGCGGGGACAACCGUGGGAGAGGAAGAACGGGCAGUAUUAGCGGGAGCAGCCCCCGGGCAUCAUAGAAUCGGGUCCAUCAGUUCGGACUGUCGGGAAGGGCGAGACUUUGGGGGCAGGCGCCGCCCCCGACUGACUGGGUCCCGCUCCCCGCCCGGCCCGGCCCGGCCCCCAGCUUCCUUCUGGAACGGGAGUUCCAGUCAUUGGCACUGAGUAGUUGAGCUUGCCCCGGGCAGCCCCCCCCCAGAGCGGUUCAGAGCCCCCUCGUCAGGAGGGCAGACUGUGUAUACGUGUGUGUGAUUCUGUUCCUGCAAGCCAUGGAGUUUCCACGGCAACCGAAGCAGCUGUGACCUUGGAGGGUAACAGCUGUGGGUGGGCGGAAGGCUAAGGCCCUGGGUCUCACAAACAGGACUCCGAGUGAAACUUAGGAAAUCUCUGCCUUUGAAGCCGAGUUCAAAGGCUCUGUACCUCUUCUUCCUGCCCCCUCCCUAACUUCGGGAGUCACAGCGGCCAGAUGCGGUGCCUCAAACACAACCAGGAGCUCGCUGCUUGCUACGAAGUAAAAGAUGAUGCUUCUCUCCCUAUGGCGGGAAGGGCAUCUUGCAGACCGUUCCCGAGAGCACAGAGACCCCUGGUGGCAGGACAGGGAACAGCUGCUGGGUUUGAGCAGCCAUUAGGAAAGCCUGGGUUUGUGGGACAGUGACUGCCAUCCCAGCACAUCCCAUUCCCACUAAGCUCCACAGGUCAAUCACUAUGGUUCCCGGCAUCACGCCAGUGGUGCCUGAUUGAAAGACCCCUCCAUUUGGGGUUAAAAUAGACCUGCAAAGGAUGACUUGAAGGAAAAACAAGCUCGGAAAGAUAAAUCAAAAAGAUAAAACCCUGAAGAGUGUAUGCGGAAGAAGGAACAGCCUUCGCUUUUGCUUAGAUGUCAGUGGGAAGGUUUGCACGCUGAUUGUAUAGGGGUGUAUGAAGCUCUGGUCUUUUUUCCCUCAACAUCCAUUAGUCACCUCAUUCUUUUCCAUCGUGAAUCACUCUGUAGACCCCAAAGGGGAUCUUCCAAUAGCCUUACUCAGGAGAGUCUUCUACUGAAGUCAUACUAGGGAAAGGAAACCAAAAGUCUUAAGGGAAUCAACACCUAGAGUUAAAAAUAAUGUCUGGAUGAUCCAGAGAGCAAACAACAAAGUACCAUUCCCUAAAGUGGUUUGGGUUUAGAAAUGCAUUAUGCCAAAUCAUAGCUGUGCUUGGGCAGAACUCUGGUCCCUAAAACACUUUUUUUUUGUCAAUGAAACUAUUAUUUUUCCAUAAGUUAUUUGACCCGGCCUCUAUAGCUUAAGCAUAAUAUGAAAGAGACAUCCUCAGGAUCAGGCCUCUCUGUAAAUAGUUCUUUACAGUUUUGUUCACAUCUGUGUACGUUUAACCAUUUGAAUACAUAUGCAAGUUUUGUUGAACACUUCUGGAAACAUUUUAAUAAAGAAUUCUUAGAGAAAAAUA